Molecule: messenger RNA, 1362 nt
Organism: Guillardia theta CCMP2712
Lineage: Eukaryota; Cryptophyceae; Pyrenomonadales; Geminigeraceae
Exons: 6
Coding region: 1-1362 (453 amino acids)
Biological process (GO): mRNA splicing, via spliceosome
Molecular function (GO): protein binding; U2 snRNA binding
Source: RefSeq, a predicted model, not a curated record
AUGAAGGUCUACGUCAGAAAUGCUCACAAGAGGAUCGAGACCAAGUAUCAGGAUUGGGAGACAGUAGUCGAAGAGCGAGAUCGCACGGCGAGCCGGGCAACAGCAUUUCAGAUCGAGGACGCCCUGGACUCUCAAGACGUCCAGUAUGUGCACCUGUCAAGGAUGGGACAGUUGGAUAUCAAUCAGCUGAACUCGUUGAAGUCGCUGAGAUUCCUUGACCUGAGUGAAAAUGGCAUCAGACGACUUCCGGACAUGCAGUUUUGGUCUUCCCUGCCGCUGCUACAGGUGCUCCUCCUCCAUCAAAACAGGCUGGAGAAAGUUUCGGCCUUGGCUGGGCUAGCAGGCAGUGUGAGGCUGCGGUCGCUGACGGCAUUCCAGAACCCUGUGGCUCAGAGUCCUUCUUAUCGUCCCUUCCUCCUCUCUCUCUGUCCUUCCAUCCUCUGCCUCGACGACGAAGUCAAGAACGACAACGAUUUCCUGCCCGCGGGUCACAAGCUGUUUUCGAGGAUUCAGAGCUACAUGGACGAACACUCUGCAAUGAUAGCAAGAGAGGAGAAAGCGAGGGAGGAGGUCAGCUCCUCCGAGCUUGUCUCUUCCUUCCACCGCCACAUGCACGUCUUGUACAGCAGCUACUCGCGAUGUCGACCGUACCUUGUGAUCCAGCGAGUCUUCCGAGGGCAUGUUGGGAGGAAGCACUUCUCGAGGAUAUCGAGGCGAGUCAGGCCUUGUGUGGUGAAGCUGCAGAAGUUCUUGAUGCGAAGGUACAUGAGGACCUUUGCACUCCUGCACUUCAAGCGAUUGUUGGCAGAAGAGGAAGAGACUUUCUUGAAUCUGCAAAGCGGGAAAGGGAGGUUGGAGGAAUCUGAGACGGGAGGACGCAGCAUCUUCAUCCUUCCUUCGAGCAAGAGAUCUUGCCUCGAACUGCUGAAAGUUUGGACCCAGCUUCUGUUCGUGGAGAACGCUCCUCGAGUCACGAGGACGGAGAUCGCGUGCUGCCGCGAGCCUCCUCCUCCUCCUCCUGGGGACUCGUCGAGCCUUUCUCUGAGAGGGAUCGUGCUGAGGAAGAGGAAGAGGAAGUGCGAUAUGCUCGAUGCCAUCAAGCUCAGGGCCGACCCGUCGAUCUUGCAAGUGAUCGCCUUCAACGUCAUUCGCAGAAGGGGUUACAAGUGCAACAGCGGAGAGAGGAGGGUGCACGCGACGAGCAGGAGCAUCGUUCUGCUCCAUCCGGAUGCAGUCGACCGGAUCCUUGCCGCCUGCUCCAUCCAGCGGAUCUGGCGAUCAUGGAGGUGCCGCUCUACCAUGGUUCCUACUCUGGCUACUUCGCUCCUCCGCCUCCGGUCUGCUCGUCUCCUGCAGCAGUAA